This is a messenger RNA of Penicillium macrosclerotiorum, 1653 nucleotides long. Its product is annotated as Major facilitator superfamily domain general substrate transporter. Gene Ontology annotation, molecular function: transmembrane transporter activity. The transcript has a single exon. Lineage: Eukaryota; Fungi; Ascomycota; Eurotiomycetes; Eurotiales; Aspergillaceae. The record is from RefSeq and is a predicted model, not a curated record. The coding region runs from base 1 to 1653 and encodes 550 amino acids. Gene Ontology annotation, biological process: transmembrane transport.
AUGGCUAGCCCCGUCGAUUCGCCGCUCUUUGAGAAGAGGGGAGACAAUCAAAAGACAGAUGAGAGUACCGAGAAGCUACAAGGUUCCGGCAAAGCUAGAUAUGGAAACGAUACCCAUGCAGAGCAUGCAUCUGAAUCGGAUCGUACAAGCCAAGAUGAUUCCCCCAAGAUUGAGAAGUCCGGCAAAAGAGAACUCACCGAGGACGACUGCUACGAUAAACUAGGCUUCUGCUUUCCCUGGUGGAAGAAAUGGACUAUUCUCACUGUCAUUUUUGUCGUGCAAAUGUCCAUGAACUUCAACACCGGUGUCUAUGCCAACGCAGUCAUUGGUCUAACGGAGGAGUUUCAUAUCAGCGAACAAGCCGCAAGAGUUGGACAGUGUGUCUUUCUGGUCGCCUAUGCAUUCGGAUGUGAGUUGUGGGCGCCUUGGUCAGAGGAGUUCGGCCGAUGGCCGAUCAUGCAGCUGUCCCUUUUCUUGGUGAACAUCUGGCAAAUUCCAUGUGCUUUGGCACCCAACUUCGGCACGAUUGUAGUGUGCCGGAUUCUCGGAGGCUUGAGCUCAGCCGGUGGCUCUGUUACACUGGGCAUGACGGCUGAUAUGUGGGAGUCUGACGACCAGGGCUUUGCUGUGGCCUAUGUCGUUUUGUCAUCUGUGGGUGGUUCUACUAUCGGACCCGUGUUCGGUGGCUUUAUUGGCCAGUACCUUUCAUGGCACUGGGUCUUCUGGGUUCAGUUAAUUUUCGGUGGAAUCACUCAAAUUUUACACUUCUUCGUGGUGCCCGAAACCCGAGCUACAAUUCUAAUUGACCGCGAAGCAAAGCGCCGCCGCAAGAAUGGUGACGAAGUAUAUGGCCCGAACGAAUUGAAGACUCCCCGCCUGGAUCUACACGACGUCCUUCGACUUUGGCGCAGACCAUUCGAGAUGUUCCUUCGCGAGCCGAUUGUGCUAUUUCUGUCUUUGCUCUCAGGUUUCUCUGAUGCGCUGAUCUUCGUGUUUACCGAGUCAUUUACUCUGGUCUUCGAUCAGUGGAACAUGAGUACGCUCGCCAUUGGACUGACUUUCUGUUCAAUUUUGAUCGGCUACGUGAUUGCCUACUUUAUCUAUCUCCCGGACGUCCACCGGCAAAUAAAGUUGCGCAAAACUGAAGGCGCUGGCAGCCGUCUCGCAGAACGUCGACUACUUCUGCUUCUUUUUAUCGCACCUCUGGAGCCUAUCGGACUGCUUGGAUUCGCUUGGACAUCUAUGGGUCCUCCAAUUCCCUGGAUCGCACCUUGUAUCUUUGCCUGUCUGAUUGCGAUGGCCAACUACGCCAUUUACAUGGCUACAAUCGACUAUAUGGUUGCAGCUUACGGUCCAUACUCCGCGUCCGCUACUGGCGGCAACGGGUUUGCUCGAGAUUUCCUCGCCGGUAUUGCCACCAUGUAUUCGACUCCGAUGUACCAAAAUAUCGGUGGCAAAUAUCACCUUCAGUGGGCGAGCACACUUCUUGGUUGUGUUGGCUUUCUUGUCCUAAUCCCAAUCUAUGUCUUCUACUGGAAGGGACCUGAUAUUCGAGCGAAGAGCAAGUUCGCACAGCAGCUGGAAGCAGACCGCUUGAGGCAUAAUGGUCGGCGGGCAAGUCAGUUGCAUGCCAAUGAAGAACCUUAUGCCUAG